Molecule: messenger RNA, 960 nt
Organism: Parnassius mnemosyne (clouded apollo)
Lineage: Eukaryota; Metazoa; Arthropoda; Insecta; Lepidoptera; Papilionidae
Source: the annotation of a GenBank genome assembly
AUGACACGCGCUCAAAAUGGAUGUCGGGGCGGUGGUCGUGGAACCAAGAAAACACUCCUCAUUGACGCGGUCAUUGGCAAGGUAGUUAAACGCAACCGUCAGAACCUCUCCGCCGCCUGGAUAGACUAUAAAAAGGCAUUCGACUCGGUGCCUCAUACAUGGCUUAAGAGGGUCCUCGAGCUGUAUAAGGUCAAUUGUACAGUUCGAGACUUCCUCGGGCAGUGUAUGGGGCAAUGGAGUACGAUGCUUUGUCAACUAGGCGAGCGGAUGACGGCUGCGGAGAACCACAUAAGGAUAAGAAGGGAUAUCUUCCAGGGCCAUUGUUUGAGUCCAGUCUGGUUCUGCCUCUCUCUGAACCCUCUCAGUACCUUACUGGAGGGCUCCGGAAGGGAAUUUCAGCUUCGGAAAGGAGGUACAAAAGUGACCCACCUUUUCUAUAUGGAUGAUCUCAAGUUAUUCGCCUCCAGUCGCUCUCAUCUUAUGGAAUUGCUAAACAUCACUUGUGAUUUUAGCAAUUCUAUUAGAAUGGAGCUGGGGACGGAUAAGUGUCCGGUCCUCCAUGUUGAAAGGGGAAGGGUUGCUAACUCUGAGUGCAUAGACUUAUCUAUGCCCAUCAACAUAAGGACCCUUUCCGAGAAUGAAACAUACCGAUACCUGGGUAUGUCACAGAACAUCGGUGUAGAUGAGACGGGUAUGAAACAGUCAGUUUACGAUGUGUUUUAUGCACGCUUAACCAAAGUGCUUAACAGCCUUUUGUCCGGUGUGAAUAAGACGCACGCAUAUAACGGUUGGAUCAUGCCUGUUCUCAUGUAUACCUUUGGCAUACUAAUGUGGACUCAGACCGAACUGAACGCUCUGGACAGAAAAGUCCGCACUAUUAUGACGUCCCACAGGAUGCAUCAUCCGAGAUCGUCAGUAGGCUGUACUUGCCGCGGAAGAAUAGUGGACGCGGCUUUUUAA